UGCUCGAUCGCUCCGUUUGUCGCCUCCAUGCCGGCGCUGCAAACAAUCAAAGAUAAAUCGAUCGUUAGAGGGGGCUAUAAUUAAAUGAAGAUAAUACCGGUCGUCUUCAUUCAAGCCUGUUCGUUGAUCGGCAUGCCCCUCAUGAUGGCCCAUCGGGCAUUCGUCACCACGAUUGAUGUUCAACUGACCAGUUAUCAGAGAUUUGAGAUACCAUCCGUGCCGAGAUUUUUCGACCUGCGAAAACCUCGUAGUUUGAAGUUCAUAACGUUCGCGAAAGUCGAUCCAGCGAUACAUCUGGACAAUCGCUACAGGCUAAUGAGAAACGAACCGAUGUUAGACGCCGACGGUAAGGAAACCGAUCGGAUUGGAGACGACUGUUAAUCGAGAGAGAAACAAGCAUCGAUAAAAUCGGGGGAAGAGAAAAAAGUAACAAACUUAAAAAUGUGUUUUAAUUAUUGCAUAUUGUAACAAUAAUGGCACUCGGCGAUGAUAAUUGAUGACGGGGAGAGAAAUUCGUUAAGUCAAUAAAUAAAGCGAGAUUUAACACACAUUGAGAUGUCAUUCAUUCUGCGCACAUCGAAUAUUAUUUGUGGAAGACGUCAAUCGAACGCGGUAUCAUGCGAGUCGUCUCUUUGACUACCGGGUUUGUUUAUGAAUCGAUCCGUCCCUACCCCUCCGCGCCUCGCCGUGCCGCUCGAUGAAGAUACGAUGCAAAAAUACUGCAUACCACUUCCAGGAUGUUACGG
Molecule: messenger RNA, 746 nt
Organism: Linepithema humile (Argentine ant)
Lineage: Eukaryota; Metazoa; Arthropoda; Insecta; Hymenoptera; Formicidae
Source: RefSeq, a predicted model, not a curated record